UUCCGACCCACUUGGCUUACGUCGCCUGAUGCGAGCUCCUCACAGACAGCCCAGGCGAGUACUCAAAGCAAUGGUAUCUUUUCAUUAUUGGUGCACUCUUCUCACGGCCUUCCACCCUCCGGCAAAGUUUUGAGCGCAAGUUUCCAAUCGGACAACUCGCUGGUCAUAGCGGGACGUCGCGUGGCGCAAGUGGUUCAUCCGUCUGAAAUCAUGUGCACAGUCUGGUCCAGACGACGAGCUGGAAUGCAAUUAUGCAAAAACAUGCAUGUGCUUUGA
Protopolystoma xenopodis is the source of this 276-nucleotide messenger RNA. The record is from the annotation of a GenBank genome assembly. Lineage: Eukaryota; Metazoa; Platyhelminthes; Monogenea; Polystomatidea; Polystomatidae.